ACCAGUGCCUCAGAACACUGGAAGAACAGAACCUGGUGCUGAAAAAUCGUGUGUCUCGCUUAUUUUCUGCUCUUAAGCAGGCAGAGCAGCUCUGUUCUGAGCACAGGAGACAAAUGCAGGAGCUCAACACCCAGAUGCAGGCCAUGCUGCUGGCAGAGAUAGAGAAGACAGCUCAGCAGGCAACUGAAGAGAAGCAGCUGAUGGAAACUGAGGUGUCUGAGCUGUGUGUGAGGCUCCAGAGCUCUGAGGAAAGAGCAGAGGCCAUGGCCACACAGUGUAAGGCCAUGGAGCUGGGGCUGAGGAAGACACAGGCUCAGAGGGACAAUCUCAGAGCCUACAAUCAGGAGCUGCUGAAACAGCUGGAGCAAAUUGAGCAAGAUUGGUGGAAGACACAACUCAAGCACAUUUCUCGAGAAAGGUCCCUGGAGAAAGAGGCCACUGAAAGACAGGAAGAGGCUGUGACUCUUCGUCAGGAGGUGGCAUCUCUGAAGAGGAAAUUGGAGAACCUGGAGAAGGAAAGGAAGGAUGUGCUGCAUGAACGGGAAUUGAACCAGCAGCAAAUGAGAGAUGUGAAAGGGAAGAAUGAAAUGUGUGCACCUGAGAUGAGAAAUCAUAAAGAAAAUACUCAAGAAUUGGAAGUGGAGAGGGAAGACAUGCAGGAAGAGUUGGAGCACGGGGCUGCUGCUUUGAAGAAAGGGAGGGAGUACACUCAAGUACUGACUGCUGCCCUGAACAAGAGUGAAAUUGCCAAAGGGUCUCUGAAGAAGCGCUUGGACAUCCUGAAGGGAGAGUCUGGUAUCCAGGGAGGCACUGGCAUUGACCUUCAGUCCACUCCAGAGUCCCUGAGCUAUUCCAGUGCUUCUUCCCAUGAAGAGCUCUCCCAGGAGCAAGAUUCGUCGAGCUGGUCUCUGGAGCAGCUGAGCCAGGACUCCUCUGAGGAAUCCUUUGGCCAAGGGCACGCACUGGCCCAGGUGUGCCGAGAGGAGGAGCUGCUGGCCCAGAAGGCUGACCUUGAGGGCCGACUGGCAGCCACGGAGUGGCUCCGACAAGACCUUUCCAGGCAGCUGGCAGAGACCAGGUCAGCAAAGGAGAGCCUGGAAUCCAGGCUGUGUGCUGCUCAGCAGCAGAUAUCUCAGCUGGAGGUGACCAGGGAACAUCUGAAGGCAGAGCUGCAAGCUGAGCUGCAGGCAGCUCGCAGUGAAGUCCAGACAGCGCAGAGGAGGCACGAGGAAGAGCUACAAGGCCUCAAAGAGGAAAUGAAUCUCCCCCUUGAGCAGAGGGAGGCUUUAGAAAAGCAGGUGGGAGAGUUGACAUCUCAGCUGGCAGCCUCCCGAGAGUCCCAGGAAAUGACUGUCCAGAGAGCCCAGCAAGAUGUGAGGGAGGCCCGGGAAGAGUCCAGGCAGAAGCAGUUGGAGGUUGAGCACACCCAGAAGAUGCUGGAGGAGGCAAAACAACAGAACAAGGAGCUGCAAGUGCAUCUGCAGAACUUGGAGAGGAAAUGGAGUGGAUGGGAAGAAGUGGCUCAGCACAAUUCAGAAUUGCAGGCUUCUGUGCAUACUCUAGAGAAGGAAAAAGCCAGGCUGCUUGUGUCUCUGGAGGAGAAGAACCAGUGCUUCCGAAAACUGGAAGAACAGAACCUGGUGCUGAAAAAUCGUGUGUCUCGCUUAUUUUCUGCUCUUAAGCAGGCAGAGCAGCUCUGUUCUGAGCAUAGGAGGCAAAUGCAGGAGCUCAACACCCAGAUGCAGGCCAUGCUGCUGGCAGAGAUAGAGAAGACAGCUCGCCAGGCAACUGAAGAGAAGCAGCUGCUGGAAACUGAGGUGUCUGAGCUGCGUGUGAGGCUCCAGAGCUCUGAGGAAAGAGCAGAGGCCAUGGCCACACAGUGUAAGGCCAUGGAGCUGGGGCUGAGGAAGACACAGGCUCAGAGGGACAAUCUCAGAGCCUACAAUCAGGAGCUGCUGAAACAGCUGGAGCACAUUGAGCAAGAUUGGUGGAAGACACAACUCAAGCACAUUUCUCGAGAAAAUGCCCUGGAGAAAGAGGCCACUGAAAGACAGGAAGAGGCUGUGACUCUUCGUCAGGAGGUGGCAUCUCUGAAGAGGAAAUUGGAGAACCUGGAGAAGGAAAGGAAGGAUGUGCUGGUGGAACCUGAAAGGAGAAGAAUCAGAACUUUUAGGAGAGUGUUCCUCCCAGACUACAUUACGUUUCCUGUCCACGAGUCUGCCCAUCAAAAUCGGUCAACUUUUGAAAUGGAAGAGUCCUCCAGCAGCUAUGGGGAGCAGCAGCCCUCCUGCUGAUGCACAGCCUGUGGAGAAAGGGGUGUCCCUCUGCAGGCACAGCUGGCCCAAGACCGACAGGACCACCUGGAGAGCUGUGCAGGCAGCAGGCAGGAGACACGAGGUGCAGAAAGGACCUCCUUGCUUCCUGAAUGUCUCAGAGGAGGCAGGCUGCAGCUGGAUGCAGGCUUAGAUUUAGUCAGUAGUUUAUCUUUAUAGGAUAGCAUAGGUGCAAUUGAACCUUUACACAACUCUGUUCCAUAGGAUGUAAGAUAUAUUUAUAGAAAAAUAAAGAGUUUAUUAUGAUUAUGA
This is a messenger RNA of Taeniopygia guttata (zebra finch), 2585 nucleotides long. The record is from RefSeq and is a predicted model, not a curated record. NCBI's taxonomy places the organism in Eukaryota, Metazoa, Chordata, Aves, Passeriformes, Estrildidae.